UUAUGCUAAUCGAUGUUUUGCUCGAACUCACUCGGUGAGAGCUUUAAAAAGCGGGGCAACCCCAGGCAGGCUGUUAGAAGCGGAGCCAGGUUACGUGAGAGGGAAUUCGGGCGCAGGCAGGUUGUUCUGCCCCGAAGAGCGGCGAGAGCGCAGCUUCCCUGUCCAACGCUGUGAUUUGGAUUUGCAAAGGCGCCCGGACCCGCUCCCCUUUUCCGCCUGCCCGGGCGAAGGAAGGAACCUGCCCGCUCCUUACUACCCGCCGCCGCCGCCGCCACGACCAUGUCCAAUGUACACCUCUCGAGCGCCUCGGCUCUGGAGCGCCUGGCGGCUCGUCGGACUUUUCCGUUGCACGCCCGCACCGGGGUGUGCAGGAACCUCUUUGGCCCGGUGGAUCACGACGAGCUCAACCGGGAGCUGAAGGGCAAGUUGCGGGAGAUCUGCGAGGACGGCCAGAGGCGCUGGGACUACAACUUCCAGACCGAGACACCGCUGGCCGGCUCGGGCAGGCUGCAGUGGGAAGAGGUGGAGGGCGAUUCGGUGCCCGCUUUCUACCGGGAAACGUUGCAGGUUGGGAGGUGCCGCUUCCCGGUGUUGGUGAUCCGAGCGAAGCCGCCUUCGCCGCCGCCGGGCAGCGCGGAGGCGCCUCCGCAGACGGAGCCCAGGGACUCUCCGCAGCAGGAGACGGGGCUUUCUUCUUCGAGCCCCUCCCCGCUGAGCCCGCAGGGCAAGACGGCCACCUUGGAAAGCACUAUGUCGGCGGCGGGCGAGGAACGCCUCAACCAGGAGAACCGGGCCGAUCCGCUCAACAAUUACUCAGGGAUUACAAUCAAGCCUGUCCCGUGUGCCGCUGCGGCUCUCAAAAGGGCAUCGUCCGCCAGCGUAGCUCACAUCACAGAUUUCUUCGCAAAGCGGAAAAGAAUCGUAGAGUCGAGAAUGGCCGGGGAUCACGCCAGCGCGUUGCCAGCUUCUGUCACUGCUGUCCCCUCCGAGAAGACACCCCGGAAAAGGCUCCGAUGAACGAGAUUUUGCACUAUAUUACACCGAAGUGAUUGUUUCCUUGGAAACACCAGAGCUUGAGAGAGACCUUUUCUCUCCACAUGUCAAAGGGACUGGCAAGAGAGACCAGAGUGUGGAAGAAGAGUUGCCUGAUUUUUAUUUUUUGCUCUUGUUCCUCUUCUUCCACCCGUGCCCCAGAAGGAACUGCUUGUACUUCCAUGUAGCAAAAGUGGCUGAUGACAAGCCACCUGACGGAGCAGUGUUAAUUUACAACUGUGCAAUGUAUUAUGUGUUCAAUAUUAAAAAAUGUAUUAUGCCUAAUGUGAGUACACUGGCCAGAAGUGUAAAAGCUUUAAAGUCACUUAUAUAAAUGUUUAAUCUCUGCUGAUUUCUCAGUACAAAAAAUAAAAAAAUGUAUAUUUGUAAAAAAAUAAAAAUACAAACAACUUAAGAGUUAUACUAACUUAUAUUUUCUAUUUAUGUCAAAAGGCGGAUAACUUCGGCUGAUACCCAGUAGUCUGUUCUGUGUUUUUGGUUUUGUUUCUUAUUUGGUUAAGCCAAAGGGCACUAUAUAUUUGCUUUUUGUUGUUAUUUACAAAAAUGUAAAAUUAUUUUUAUAGUGGGUUUUUUGCAUUCACAAAAUGUAGCUAUGAAUCAAAAUUACUUUAGUUAUUACUUGAAAGAAAUCUGAUAACAAUGGUUCCUGAGCCGGUCUGUACCACUGCCAUUGCAAAUUUAUGCCACAAUGUUAAAAUAAAAAGGAAUCCAAUGUCAAUGA
Elgaria multicarinata webbii is the source of this 1774-nucleotide messenger RNA. It is a transcript of the gene CDKN1C, whose product is annotated as cyclin dependent kinase inhibitor 1C. The transcript is spliced from 3 exons. Gene Ontology annotation, cellular component: nucleus. Gene Ontology annotation, molecular function: cyclin-dependent protein serine/threonine kinase inhibitor activity. The coding region runs from base 280 to 1017 and encodes 245 amino acids. Gene Ontology annotation, biological process: negative regulation of cyclin-dependent protein serine/threonine kinase activity; negative regulation of mitotic cell cycle. The record is from RefSeq and is a predicted model, not a curated record. NCBI's taxonomy places the organism in Eukaryota, Metazoa, Chordata, Lepidosauria, Squamata, Anguidae.